Molecule: messenger RNA, 2358 nt
Organism: Lepidothrix coronata (blue-crowned manakin)
Lineage: Eukaryota; Metazoa; Chordata; Aves; Passeriformes; Pipridae
Gene: SCNN1A
Product: sodium channel epithelial 1 alpha subunit
Exons: 13
Coding region: 73-1986 (637 amino acids)
Biological process (GO): sodium ion transmembrane transport
Cellular component (GO): membrane
Molecular function (GO): ligand-gated sodium channel activity
Source: RefSeq, a predicted model, not a curated record
CGGCAGCGCUCAGGGAGAGCAUAUCGGCCCCGGCCCCAGUCCCGGCCCCGGCCCGAGCAGCCGCCGCCUGCCAUGGGCACCGCGUCCCGCGGUGGGUCUGUGAAGGCAGGGAAGAUGCCAGAAGGGGAGAAAACGAGACAAUGUAAGCAAGAAGAGGAGCAGCCGCAGAAAGAAGAGGAGCGGGAGGGUCUCAUCGAAUUCUACAGUUCCUACCAAGAGCUAUUCCAGUUCUUCUGCACCAACACAACCAUCCAUGGGGCUAUUCGCCUGGUGUGCUCCAAAAAGAACAAGAUGAAGACAGCGUUCUGGUCUGUUCUCUUCUUUCUCACCUUCGGCUUAAUGUACUGGCAGUUUGGGAUCCUCUACAGGGAGUACUUCAGCUACCCUGUCAACCUCAACCUCAACCUGAACUCUGACAGGCUGACUUUCCCAGCCGUGACACUGUGCACCCUCAAUCCAUACAGAUACAGUGCCAUCCGAAAGAAGCUGGAUGAGCUGGACCAAAUCACCCAUCAGACACUGCUAGACCUUUAUGACUACAACAUGUCUCUGCCACGAAGUGACUGGUCCACCCUGUCUACACAAAAGCGUAGCUCAAGGAGCCUGCUCCAUCAUGUCCAGCGCCACCCUUUGCGGAGGCAGAAGAGGGAUAACUUAGUCAACUUGCCAGAAAACAGUCCCUCAGUGGAUAAGAAUGACUGGAAAAUUGGCUUUGUUCUGUGCAGUGAAAACAACAAGGACUGUUUCCAUCAGGCAUACUCCUCAGGAGUGGAUGCCGUGCGGGAAUGGUACAGCUUUCACUAUAUCAAUAUCCUGGCACAGGUGCCUGAUGCAAAAGCCCUGGAUGAGUCUGACUUCGAAAAUUUCAUCUAUGCUUGCCGCUUCAAUGAAGCAACAUGUGACAAGGCGAAUUAUACCCACUUCCACCAUCCCUUGUAUGGGAACUGCUAUACCUUUAAUGACAACAGCAGCAGCCUAUGGACAUCCUCGAUGCCUGGGAUCAAUAAUGGUCUCUCUCUGGUGGUGCGCACCGAACAGAAUGAUUUCAUCCCUCUGUUGUCCACGGUGACAGGAGCCAGGGUCAUGGUCCAUGAUCAGAAUGAGCCAGCCUUCAUGGAUGAUGGGGGCUUCAAUGUGCGUCCUGGUAUCGAGACCUCCAUCAGCAUGAGAAAGGAGAUGACUGUGCGUCUUGGGGGCAGUUACAGUGACUGCACAGAGGAUGGCAGUGACGUGCCAGUGCAAAAUCUGUACUCAUCCCGCUACACUGAACAGGUCUGCAUUCGCUCCUGCUUUCAGCUGAACAUGGUUGAGCGCUGUGGCUGUGCCUAUUACUUCUACCCCUUACCUGAAGGAGCAGAGUACUGUGACUACACAAAGCACGUAUCUUGGGGCUACUGCUAUUACAAACUCCUGGCUGAAUUCAAAGCUGAUGUGCUGGGCUGUUUCCACAAAUGUCGGAAACCUUGCAAAAUGACAGAAUACCAGCUGUCAGCUGGAUACUCCCGCUGGCCUUCUGCUGUCUCAGAGGACUGGGUUUUUUACGUGCUUUCACAACAGAACAAAUACAACAUCACAUCCAAGAGGAACGGAGUUGCCAAAGUGAAUAUCUUUUUUAAGGAGUGGAACUACAAGACCAAUGGGGAGUCUCCAGCCUUCACGGUAGUGACUCUUCUGUCCCAGCUUGGGAACCAGUGGAGUCUCUGGUUCGGAUCCUCUGUCCUUUCUGUGAUGGAGCUUGCAGAGCUGAUUCUGGAUUUCCUUGCCAUCACCUUUAUCUUGGCCUUCCGCUGGUUCCGUUCCCGGCAGAAGCUCUCUCCACCGGGACCCCCUCCAAACAGUCAUGAUAACACUGCUUUCCAGGAUGAGACACCAGGUCUCAGUGCUCCACAUCGCUUCACUGUUGAGGCUGUAGUGACCACUCUGCCAUCCUAUAACAGCCUGGAACCACGUGGGCCAAGCAGGGAUGGUGAGGUGGGACACAACUGAGGCAGCAGCUUAUUCCACCGUUCAGAUGGGUGGCAAUUGGAGCAAAGGCUGCACACUUUGCUGUGGGACCUGUGUUUCCUUCCUUCUUGGGUGCUGCACCUGAAUCAUAGCAGAAGACUGCUCUGUGGUUGGCCUGGGUUCAUUGCUUUCACUACAGUAGGUGAAUUACUCAGUCUCGUAAAAUACUAUUGCUCUGGGGAUCACCAGGGAUGAGAGUUGAUCUAGUCUAUGUAUGGGGGAGAUGUCCUCUUGAUUUCCUUACACUCUGUGCAUGUGCACACCUACACAUGCGUGCAUGCUUGCUUUUCCCCGCAACAAGGAUGCUGCCACCGUUCUGGUCUGUCAUUAAUUAAAGAGGUUUGGCAGGUGUGA